UAUAAAUGCACCGCUUGGUCAGCUAGCGACUGAUUUGAAUGAGAAACCGCAAAAAAGGAAUAACAUUCCAGGUGAAUGCGUUGUUUUAAGAGAUAAGAGUAGGAAAACACACGAUUGUUUGUGUGUGUGUGUGUUAAGACAGCAGCGGAUCAUUGUUUGAGAGGAUAGUGACGAGAUAGAAGACGGCGGACUCUACUCUCAGCCAUCUUGGUAAACACAGUCUCGCAACUCCAUGCCAGCUCCACGGAGACGCGACAUGGGCUCGCUGCGUGGAAUCUAACCCGAGCAGAAGGGGGAUUUUACAGCACGACGGCGCCACGCUGUUCUGAGAGAUGGAGCCAGAUCAGUUUGGGAUUUACCUGCUCCUCUCACUCGCCCUCCUGCCCAGAUACAGCUGCACCACCGCCAAGGAGAUCACCUGCCAGGAAAUAGCCGUGCCCCUAUGCAAAGGCAUCGGCUACAAUUACACCUACAUGCCCAAUCAGUUCAAUCAUGACACACAGGAUGAGGCUGGGUUGGAGGUCCACCAGUUCUGGCCCCUGGUGGAGAUCCAGUGCUCCCCGGAUCUUAAGUUUUUCCUGUGCAGCAUGUACACGCCAAUCUGUCUGGAGGACUACAAGAAGCCGCUCCCGCCGUGCAGGAGCGUGUGCGAGAGAGCUCGGGCUGGCUGUGCUCCCCUCAUGAGGCAGUAUGGUUUCCCAUGGCCGGACCGGAUGAAGUGUGACCUACUGCCGACACAAGGUAACCCGGACACACUGUGCAUGGACUACAACAGAACAGACUCCACCACUGUGUCACCAGUCCUCUCCAAGCCCACCAACCACCCGGGGAAGGGGUACAAUCUGCCCAAGAUGAAGCCGGGAAGACCUGGAGCUCCUCGGAAGUACAAGCCGCCUGCCGCACCCUGCGAGCCUGGCUGUACAUGUUUGGAUCCCAUGGUGCCCGUCAACACCGAGCGCCACCCACUUUACAACCGUGUCAAAACCGGACAGAUUACCAACUGUGCCAUGCCGUGCCACAGUCCCUACUUCACCCACGAUGAGCGGGCCUUCACCGCCUUUUGGAUUGGGCUGUGGUCCGUUUUGUGUUUUGUCUCGACGUUCGCCACGGUGGCCACCUUCCUCAUCGACAUGGAGCGCUUCAAGUACCCGGAGAGACCCAUCAUCUUCCUCUCGGCCUGCUACAUGUUUGUGUCCGUCGGGUACAUCGUGCGGCUGAUCGCUGGGCACGAGAAGGUGGCCUGCAGCCGAGAGUAUGACGUGGAGCACAUCCACUACGAGACAACUGGACCAGCACUCUGCACAGUGGUCUUCCUGCUUAUCUACUUCUUUGGCAUGGCCAGCUCCAUCUGGUGGGUCAUCUUGUCCCUGACUUGGUUCCUUGCCGCUGGGAUGAAAUGGGGCAACGAAGCCAUAGCCAGUUACUCCCAGUACUUCCACCUGGCAGCGUGGCUCAUUCCCAGCAUGAAGUCCAUAGCGGUUCUGGCCCUGAGUUCUGUGGAUGGGGACUCAGUGGCUGGGAUUUGCUACGUGGGCAACCAGAACCUUGACAACCUGCGUGGGUUUGUCCUAGCUCCUUUGGUAAUUUAUUUAUUCAUUGGAACCAUGUUCCUUUUGGCUGGAUUUGUGUCUCUAUUCAGGAUCCGAAACGUCAUCAAGCAAGGCGGCACUAAAACAGACAAACUGGAAAGGCUCAUGAUUAGAAUCGGUAUUUUCACGGUGCUCUACACGGUUCCAGCCACUGUUAUAGUAGCUUGUUUCUUCUACGAGCAGCACAACAGGCAGAAGUGGGAGACAACCCACAACUGCUCCAACUGUUUACAUGAGCGGGACCGCAGCAGGCCGGACUACGCCGUCUUUAUGUUAAAGUACUUCAUGUGCCUUCUGGUGGGCAUCACGUCUGGAGUGUGGAUCUGGUCAGGAAAGACUUUGGACUCUUGGAGGACUUUCUGCACCAGGUGCUGCUGGGGUAGCAAGGCCACCGGUGGUUCCAUGUACAGCGACGUGAGCACUGGCCUGACGUGGAGGUCAGGCACGGCCAGCUCUGUGUCUUGCCCCAAGCAGAUGCCAUUGUCGCAGGUUUGAAUGGAGAAAAGAAAACACAAAAGCAGCUUAUGAGGACUGCUAAUUGUUUGAGAGAUAACCCAUCACGCCCUGUCUUAAGCAAUUUGCAUUGGAAUGAAACAAUUGGAAGCUCAUCUCCAACUUUGGGGCAUUACUUCUUGUAGCUAGCGUCAUGCAAAGACCUUUUUUUUUAACAACCUUUCUGAUUGAUUUUUUUACCUAUCUUGUGCCAGAUAACAUUGUCAAAGAUAAAUUAAGCCUUAAUAGUACCCCCUGUGUUUUUUUUUUAAUUAUUUUAUGGGUCAUUCAUUUUGUGAUUAAAAAAUAUAUAUAUUUAUAUAAAGCUUAUGUAUAUUUGUGUAUAAAAGAAAACUUUAUAAGUAUUGUAUAUUUGUACAAAGUGUAGAUGUUUUUUGUGGAAGAGCCAAAAAAAGACUUUUAU
Dunckerocampus dactyliophorus (ringed pipefish) is the source of this 2505-nucleotide messenger RNA. It is a transcript of the gene fzd8a, whose product is annotated as frizzled class receptor 8a. Bases 333 to 2084 code for a protein of 583 amino acids. Gene Ontology annotation, cellular component: plasma membrane. Gene Ontology annotation, molecular function: Wnt-protein binding; Wnt receptor activity. The record is from RefSeq and is a predicted model, not a curated record. Lineage: Eukaryota; Metazoa; Chordata; Actinopteri; Syngnathiformes; Syngnathidae. The transcript has a single exon. Gene Ontology annotation, biological process: canonical Wnt signaling pathway; non-canonical Wnt signaling pathway.